AUGGGCCUCGGUCACCUGUCGCCUACAGGGGGCAUAAUAGUCGGUGUACUGGUCGGAGUGAUAUCAACGAGUUUACAGGCCGUCGGACUCACGCUACAACGGAAAUCGCAUAUGCUUGAAGACGAGAAGUUUCCUUAUGACACGCGCAGGCCGGCCUUCAAACGGAGAAGAUGGCAGAUCGGAAUGUUCAUGUUCGUCAGUGCCAAUAUCGUUGGGAGCACUAUACAGAUUACGACUCUGCCUCUACCAGUCCUCUCGACCUUACAAGCUUCCGGCCUUGUUUUCAAUACCAUAUUUGCAACUCUGAUCCUAGGGGAGCCGUUCACCCGAUAUUCAGUACUUGGAACAUGUCUAGUAUGCGCUGGCGCUAUUCUGAUUGCCACCUUUGGAGCUAUUGGCGAACCUGCCCACACUUUGGAUCAACUACUUGAACUUCUUGUUCGACCUGCAUUCCUCCACUGGAUGGCUGGAACGGCUGCGGUCGUUUUGCUUUUAGUCCUGGCAGCUCGUGCUCUGAGGGUGUCUCCUACUCCUGCCCAGGCUAGGGGUUACCUGUCUAUCUGGUCUCCGCAUCUACACCACAGUCCCCGGAUAAAGCUGGUCCGUGGAAUGAUAUACGGGUCUCUUAGCGGCAUCCUGUCCGCUCACUGCCUUCUUCUUGCAAAGUCUGCAGUCGAGCUGGUAGUACGAACGAUUUCUGACCAGGAUAACCAAUUUGUCCACUGGCAGUCUUGGAUCAUCCUGCUCGCUCUCGUUGCUUUGGCCCUCACCCAGAUGUACUAUAUGCACCGUGGCCUGAAGUUGUGCAGUACAAGCAUCUUAUAUCCUUACGUGUUUUGCGUUUACAACAUAAUCGCCAUUUUAGAUGGUCUAAUAUAUUUUCACCAGACGUCUCAGCUUUCCGGGCUGCACGCUGGGUUGAUAGCCCUUGGAACUGUUAUUCUACUGUCCGGGGUCCUUUGCCUUUCCUGGAGAUUAGAAGAAUCCUCUACACACCCUGGACAGGCUGCCGUAGCUCCUCCGACAAGCGCUAUAGGCCCUGGUCUUGGUUUAAUGGAGGAACCAGACGACUCGGCGGCAUCCUAUGCCGAUUUCAUACAUCCCGGUGACGAAGAAGCAUACCUGGGCGAGCGCCAACCUCUACUACACCACACACCUCGUCACCGACAGCCUUCGAGCCCCCUCAUCCACCCAUACAGAGCAUCCACCUUUUCACACAGGCGUGCCACCAACCCAGGCCUAGAAACUGCAGAGAUACUAGCAGAGCUCCGAGAUGACCAGGAUGAUGACGACAUUAGUGGUCGUCGAGAGCUUCUCACCCGCUCGGCUCUCCUCCCUCCCGAUUCACCGUCGUGGCCCCGUCGAGCGUCAAAACGACAGAGACGUAAGAGCACUACUUCAGUUUCAACCGGCCAUAGGCGUUUAUUCUCUCUCUGGGGGACAUCCAGUGAGACUAUGGUGUCGACGGGCAGUGGCCGGGACAGCAGAAGACUCACAGAUCCCAAAAGAAGAAGUUUUGCAGAGGGAUCUUAG
Molecule: messenger RNA, 1533 nt
Organism: Nannizzia gypsea CBS 118893
Lineage: Eukaryota; Fungi; Ascomycota; Eurotiomycetes; Onygenales; Arthrodermataceae
Product: DUF803 domain-containing protein
Exons: 4
Coding region: 1-1533 (510 amino acids)
Biological process (GO): magnesium ion transport
Cellular component (GO): membrane
Molecular function (GO): magnesium ion transmembrane transporter activity
Source: RefSeq, a predicted model, not a curated record